ACAAGGGAGCAUCAAAACAGACCCUUCAUCUUAUCUACAGCUCAGUCGGUAAGAUGGCACACGCAUCGCUCAUCGCUGUCUUUCUGAUUAUCUGUCCCACCUGCGCCGAGGCCAUCAGCGACAUGAACGUGUGUUUCAUCCUGGAUGGGAUUCUCAUCCUUUAUGGUGUCAUUCUCACCGUCCUAUACUGCAGACUGAGGAUGGGCCCAGCCAAGAAAACGCCUGUCAACCCCGCUGAGAAGCAGCCCGCUGAGGGAGGCAUCUAUGCGGGUCUGACCUCUCAAAGCACCGAUACCUACGAGACCAUCAAAAUGGAUAAAAAGCCUAUUGUCUGAUGGAGGAAGAGGGCCAGGUGCAGAGAGGACGCUGAGCACACAAACGCAGUGUCAAAUCUCUCCAAGCUUUAUACUGUAUAUUAAGUUGCGUGGGUUUCUAUACAUGACUUUUCUCCCUUUUCCUUUUGUAAAAAAUUAAAAUACUACUCCCAUUUCUAAACUUUGCAUGUGUAAAAUGAUAAAACUAAAUUAAUAUAACAAUUCACUAAUAAAGGCUGUGUCCGAGUGUUUUUAUGCGCAGUCGCUCUGAGUUUCACAGCUGGUUUUACCCGAGUUGCUAAGAAAACAGAAGUUGAAGUGGAUCGUUUCUGUUCAUGUGUUCCCUUUUUCUUUGGAUGAACUAAGAACUAUUUUUACUUUGCUGUGUUAAAGACAAAAAAAACAUGAAAUGUGUUACAGCUCAUUAGUAGGGGUGCAACUGAUUCUUUUUUAAUAACAAUUCAUCUGAUUAUUAUUACUUUUUCAAUGUUUUGCUGUAUAAAAUGUCAGCGAAUUAUGAAAUAUGCUCUUAAAAAUCUCCUAAAGCCUUAA
Messenger RNA from Perca flavescens (yellow perch), 866 nucleotides. RefSeq names its product Fc receptor, IgE, high affinity I, gamma polypeptide like (gene fcer1gl). Gene Ontology annotation, cellular component: Fc-epsilon receptor I complex. The transcript is spliced from 5 exons. Bases 54 to 335 code for a protein of 93 amino acids. Lineage: Eukaryota; Metazoa; Chordata; Actinopteri; Perciformes; Percidae. The record is from RefSeq and is a predicted model, not a curated record. Gene Ontology annotation, molecular function: IgE receptor activity. Gene Ontology annotation, biological process: cell surface receptor signaling pathway.